GUCGGCAGAAAGGGAAACAAUCAUUUAUUCAAUAUGAAACUGUAAAUGUUAAUUGCGUUAUUUGGAAUCAUGAACUUUUGUAGCUAGAUAACUCGUAAGAAAUGGGAGGAAUCUGGCUUACUAGUCAGAAGGUAAAUUUUUAUUUUCUGAGGGGACCGGCGGUCGAGCAAUAAAGUAGAGAAUGAGCACAAGGUCCUGGCCUAGUGGUAAUGCUGCGGCUAGGAUUUUGCAGAUCCGUUCUCACAAAUCAAGAAAAAAUCACGCUAUAUGUCCAAAUUUAAGAGGGUUUCGGUUGGUUUUGUUGUGACCAAGAUAUAAAUGGUAAGAUUUUGACGAAUUUUUAACCUCCGGAGUAUUUAUCGUGUCACAUAUAGUGAUUUUCUGUGUAUCUGUGUCUGCAUGUGUAUGAGAGCUAGCGAGUGUUGAUAGUAUGGUCGUUCAGUACAGUAGCUUGCUGCCUGAAACCUCGGAGCCUUGAUGUUGACGGGAAGCGUUGUCAUUAUUUGUGAUUGUAUCUCAGUUUGUAAUCCACUAUAGCAGACCGAUUUACUAUCCAGUUUUUAAAAUUAUCAACUUUAUUUUGACGGAACAGUGCAGCACAGUGCGUCAAUAAAUAAAAAAAAUUGAGUCUACACGUUAGUGCUCUUAACGUGACCGGCUGGCUGAGAGGUAGCCAUCUAGCUGGCUAGCACGCAUUAGCAAGGAUGGAGAGGGUCCACUUGAAUUAGACACAGGAAUGGUCUACCAGAAAUUCAUUGGAAUGCAGCGGUAAUUACUCCGGAGUUUCUGGUUCCGGACAGUGGUCUCGCUCCAGGCGGAAACCAGAACAGCGCCCAGCUUUUGAGAAAAUACGCCGUCGUGCAAUGCAUCUCUCAACAACUGCCCUGAAAGCUACAUCCUCCUAUGCCUACAAGCAGCAGGACGCCCCCUGUUACAGCCCAUUGAGGAGACUCCAGCACCUGACCUCCAUGGUUUCUGGCCCAGACCUGGGUUUGGCACACCGGGACACACAGGGUCGAGGUGGGUCACACACCCAGAAACCUAUGGGGGUGAAAGACCUUGGGUCCACUCUGGCCCACAUAUCACCACCAUUACCGACCAACAACGAGACUGGCACCUAUUUGCCGAGACAGGAUUCAGAUGUGAAUGGCUUACCCCUGCACCCGCCCAAUUUAUGUCUGGACCGUCCCGGUCAGGUUUCAAAUGGCACCCUGCACUUUGAGUCUACCCUAUUUGAGAAUGGGGAGGAGGAGGAAGAUGAAGAUGAAGAUGGAGAGGUGGAGGAGGACAAAGGACAAGGGAUGGGACUGAAAGGCUUUUUGAAGAAGGAGUGUAAGAUAAAAGAGUCUCCUAGCUGUGCCCCCUGCAGUUCUGGGCUGGAUCUGACAGCUGUUAGAAGGGAUGUUGGUGCCUUUGGGGAGAUGGGAGCUCAGCGGGGUCCUCCAGCACCCAGUGCCUCCAAGGUCACUUUGGACGAGGUGGAAUUCUCAGAUGACUUUUCUGACAGUGACUUUGAGCUGCCCUCACUAGGGUCCAUCGGUGACUCCUCCCAGGGUGUGGCUGAACCCAGCACCCCCACCAAUCCUCCCACCAGCCCACGGAAAAAACCUCUCCCUGAGGUGAAGUUCUCGGUGGGGGAUCUUGUGUGGUCCAAGUUUAACCGCCGACCCUGGUGGCCAUGCCAGGUGAUCGCUGACCCGCGGGACGGAAUGCACACUCGAAUGAAAGAGCCCAGUCGAAGGCCAUGUCGGCAGUACUUUCUGCGGACAUUUGGGGACACGGUGGAGCAGGCAUGGGUCCCUGGCAAGGCCGUCUGCCCUUUUGUAGGAGGCCACGAGUUCGACAACCUCCCUGUCCUACGGAGGAGAGGGAGACAGAAGGACAAAAACUACAGAUAUACGAUAGCAAAACGCUUUUUGGAGGCAUGGAAAGUCAGUGUGAAGGAAGCUGAGGCCUUGCUUCCUGAGACACUGAGCAAGGCACUUCCUGUCACAUCCACCCAGACGAAGAGCUGUGAGCCAAUGGGAGAGGAGCAGGUCUCAGAGUCUUCACCUCUCACCGUGACACCCCUCUCUCCAGCUAGCCUCUUCAAUGGAAAAGCUCUAACCCCAACAGAGCCCCCGCGACCAAAGGAAAGCUGCAUCAAGAAGCCACCAGUUAGGCCCAAAACGCCAAAAACAUCAAAGUCCAAAUCGGCCAGCAGCAAAAUGGCUGGACUAGUCCAGAAAAAGUCACCUUCCAAUCUGAUGCAGAAGGAGCCCAGAGACAGCCCAUACGCUGACAUCGAUUCCGUGCCCAGGAUCUUGUGUCCCAAACCACAGAAGACCUCAGAGGUGGACGCCCUACCCACCCUAUUGCCUCCUGGGAAAGGGGAGAGGCGGAAGGCUUUUGGGGUCGGAGGAGAUGGAGAAGGGAAUGGUCUGGCAUUGCUGGGAGCAGAGCUAGGGUCAUUGGAUGGGCCACUCGUGGGGGACAGGUCAGCAGCAGAUACAGCAGACACCUCGGUAUCUGCAGAUCUCCUUGACAUGUCCAGGAAAGAGGCGGAAGUGCACUCGGCCUGCCUCCCCGCCAGCAGCCGCCUGAUGACCCGAGCUCUGCGCAGCCAGGAGCAGGCAGACCAGCGGGACAGGGUCCUGCGCAGCCGAAUGCGUAGCCGCAACUCCAGCCCCUCGCCCCCGGCCCCUGAAGAGGCCACGGAUGAUCCAGCCCCGACGGAAGAGCUGCCCGGUGCGUCCAAGCCCUCACAAUCCACUGCCAGUCCAGAGCCCAUCCCAGGGACUACAUCUCCCACAAGCCCUUGCUCUUCUUCUCCUUCACCGGUCCUCAAAUAUGCAGAUAUGAAGGCCCACAGGGGCAAUGUUCCUAACGGGCUGCUGAUCAAGCCGGAGGACGAGGCCGGAUGGGGUCCCUCUCACGUGAAGAGGGAGAACGGCGUGCCUGCUGUGCAGGUGAAACGCGAGCACGGACUUUCGGACGCCUCCUCCUACUGCUCCUCCUCGCCUCCCCUCUCCCCCAUGGAGGCCUUCCAGGACCUGAAAGAGAUCACAUUCAGGUCCCUGCAGGAAGAGGACAGCGGCACCUCAGGGAAGCCUGUCACCUUCCGGCCCGACGCCAACUACAAGUUCAGUACCUUCCUGAUGCUGCUGAAGGACGCUCACGACAGCCGGGAGAAGCGAGGCACCCCCCUGUGCCCGGAAGGGGGAGCACGUGGCCCAACCCGGGCUCUCAUGAAGGAGGAGCCCUCCCUUAUACCAUCCUCCACCCCGGCAACAGGCCAGAGGCCCAGACUCUGGACCACCGCAGAUUCCAAGAAGGUUGCAGAACUGAAGCCCAAGCCCAAGAGGGUGAGGCACAGGCCCAAACCGGCCCCCAAAAAGAAGGUCUCCAAAUAUGAGGGGGACCCCGUGUUUUCGCCCUCGAAGUACUCUCGGCCCAAGAGGCCUCGCUCGUCGGAGAGCGGGCGGGGGGGCGCGGGUGGAGUCGUCCCGGCAGAACUGGCGGAGCACGCAUACGGGCGUGGCGGGGUGGACGGGGGGUCGGGAGAGCCCUCACUGGGCGGACUCUUCGACGCCCCCAGCGACGGCAGUGUCCAAGGGAGGGUGGUGGGCGUGGCACCCAAGAAGCGCUGGCUGGAGCAGGGUGGGAUGGAGAUGGAGGGGCGGGGCGGUGGGGUGGAGCCCUACACCGGGGUGCCUUCAGAACAAGGCGGAGUUUCCCAGUCAAAGAUGGAGGCCGGUGAACACUCCCUCCCCCACAUCGCCUCCAUAGGUGGAGACACACCAGCUGCAUAUUCCGAAAAUAAACGGCUCAGAAAGCCAAGUAAAAGACUGAUAGAAUGCACAGAGGAGUAUGACAAGAUCUAUGCCGUGAAGAAAAAGCCGAAGAAACUAUCUGAGGGAUCUGGGACGGAAGCUGAUCCCAACAGUACAGAGCUGAACCCACCGAACUCGCUACCAAACCUGCUACCUGAGAUGCAAACUCCGCCCCCUGAGGAGCAGUCUAAGGCUGCUACUGGACAAGCCCCUACUGUCCUGGAACAGACCCCUCCCCCAGAUGACCAUACCCUGCCUAUUGACACACUAACCCCUCCCCCUGAGGCUCCCUCUCCUGGUACGCAUCACUCUGUGGAAUCUGCGCUCCAGGAUAAGAAGCGACAGAGGAAGCCUACCAAAAAGCUCCUGGAGAGUACUGAGGAGGCAGAGUUUCUCACUAUCCCAACCAAGAAGGAGUGUAGGGUUCCAGACGAGGACUCUGAGAGCCAGGACAGUCAGGAGGUGCAGGAUGAGGUUAAAGAUGCGGUGAAAGAUGUGCCUGAUUCCAGUUCGCCGUGGCAUGCUACGUGUGAAGAUAAACUGGACAACGCAGGCCCAGAAAGGUCCUCUCCCGUGCCCCCCCGGGAUAGCCUUGACGGCGGGGCCAGCUGGGACUCCCUGUGUGGGACGGAGGGCGAUGGCGAGGGCACGCUGGACUCUGAGGGCUUUUGCUCGGGGCGGGAGGACAGCAUGACCGGGGUGAAGGAGCCGUCUCUGGAGGAUGGGCUGGCCCUCAGUAAGAGACCCCCUGGGGAGAAAGGGGGCGCCGCCUCCAUGAAGGAGAACGUGUGCCAGGUGUGUGAGAAGACGGGGGAGCUGCUUCUCUGUGAGGGUCAGUGCUGUGGGGCUUUCCACCUGCAGUGCAUCGGACUGGAACAGACCCCCCAGGGCCGCUUCAUCUGCAACGAGUGCAAAACAGGUGUGCAUACCUGCUUUGUGUGCAAGAAGCCAGGCUCAGACGUGAAGCGCUGCAUGAUCCCAGUGUGCGGAAAGUUCUACCAUGGCGAGUGCAUCGCCAAACACGCCCCCACCGUCGCCCAGGGGCGGGGCUUCCGCUGUUCCCUCCACGUCUGCCUGUCCUGCUACAUCACCAAUCCCACCAACCCCUCCGUCUCCAAAGGUCGGCUGACCCGGUGCGUGCGCUGUCCGGUGGCGUACCACGCUAAUGACUACUGCAUGGCGGCCGGCAGCAUAAUCCUGGCCAACAACAGCUUCCUGUGUCCCAACCACUUCACCCCUCGCCGGGGCUGCCGAAACCACGAGCACAUCAACGUCAGCUGGUGCUUCGUCUGCUCUGAAGGGGGCAGUCUCCUGUGUUGCGAGUCCUGCCCCGCUGCCUUCCACCGUGAGUGUCUGAAUAUCGACAUGCCCGAGGGCAGCUGGUUCUGCAAUGACUGUCGAGCCGGGAAGAAGCCCCACUACAAGGACGUACUAUGGGUCAAAGUGGGCAGAUACAGGUGGUGGCCCGCGGAGGUCACUCUCCCUAAAAACGUGCCCGAGAACAUCAUGCGCAUGAAGCAUGAUGUGGGGGAGUUCCCUGUGCACUUUUUCGGCUCUAAGGACUACCUGUGGACCUAUCAGGCUCGAGUCUUCCCCUACAUGGAGGGAGACGCCAAUAACAAGGAGAAGAUGGGGAAAGGAGCGGACGCCAUUUACAAGAAAGCUCUGCAUGAAGCUGCUGAACGAUUCCAAGAACUGCAGGCAGAGAAAGAAAUGAGGCAACUGCAGGAAGACCGAAGAAACGACAAGAAACCACCUCCGUACAGACACAUAAAGGUGAACCGGCCAAUAGGAAAGGUCCAGAUCAUCACAGCCGACCUAUCGGAGAUCCCGCGCUGCAACUGCAAGGCGUCGGACGAGAAUCCGUGCGGCAUAGACUCGGAGUGCAUCAACCGCAUGCUGAUGUACGAGUGCCACCCGCAGGUGUGUCCGGCGGGCGAGAGGUGCCAGAACCAGUGCUUCACCAAGCGAGAGUACACCCCCGUUGAGAUCUUCAGGACGCUGGCGCGGGGCUGGGGCCUGCGCGGUAUCCACGACAUCAAGAAGGGCGAGUUUGUGAACGAGUAUGUGGGCGAGAUGAUUGAUGAGGAGGAGUGUCGAGCUAGGAUCAAACACGCCCAGGAGAAUGACAUCUGCAACUUCUACAUGCUGACUCUGGACAAGGACCGGAUCAUCGACGCCGGUCCCAAGGGGAACCAGGCCCGGUUCAUGAACCACAGCUGCCAGCCCAACUGCGAGACCCAGAAGUGGACGGUGAACGGGGACACGCGGGUCGGGCUCUUCGCCCUGGUGGACAUCCCUACAGGUGUGGAGCUCACCUUCAAUUACAACCUGGAGUGCCUGGGCAACGGGAAGACCGUGUGCAAGUGUGGCGCCCCCAACUGCAGCGGUUUCCUGGGAGACCGGCCCAAGAACCAGCCCUCCGCAGAAGAUAAACUCCGCAAGCUGAAGAAGAAGGUUCCGCCGAAGAAGAAGAGCAAGCUGGAGGUACAGAGGGAACGGGAGGACGAGUGCUUCAGCUGCGGUGACGGAGGUCAGAUCGUCUCCUGCAAGAAGCCUGGCUGCCCCAAGGUCUACCACGCCGACUGCCUCAACCUGUCCAAGAGACCCGCCGGGCGCUGGGAGUGUCCGUGGCACCAGUGUGACGUGUGCGGGAGAGAGGCGGCCUCCUUCUGCGAAAUGUGCCCCAGCUCCUUCUGCCCGCAGCACCGGGAGGGCAUGCUAUUCAUCUCCAAACUGGACGGCCGUCUGUCCUGCAGCGAGCACGACCCCUGUGGCCCCGACCCCCUGGAGCCCGGAGAGAUCCGCGAGUACGUGCCCCCGGGCCAGGCCCCGCCCAAGCCCGGGGCCCUCCCACAGCUGCCCCCCCUCACCUCCGGAGCUGCCGUCGCCCCCUCUACGACCGGCCCCUCCCAGCCUGUCCCCAAACCCGCCCCACCGCCCCUCUACAUGUCCGACUCCUCCUCCAGCGCCCAGAAGGGCCCCGCCCCCAAGCGCGAGAGCGACGCAGAGGUCGACAAGGACGAGGGGGAGGGGCUUGAAGAAGAGGAAGAGGAGCUGGAUGAAGAGGGGGACGAUUUUGGGGAGGAAGAGGAGGAGGAAGAGGAAUUUGAGGAAGAGGGUGACGCUGAGGGGCACGGCCAAAAUCAGAGGCACAGCGCCGUGUUCGAGGGAAAGAAUCACGGCCCCGCCCUCACCAUGUCCACCCGCCACCUGCAGGCUCCAAACAGCUAA
Conger conger (European conger) is the source of this 7046-nucleotide messenger RNA. RefSeq names its product nuclear receptor binding SET domain protein 1a (gene nsd1a). The transcript is spliced from 26 exons. Lineage: Eukaryota; Metazoa; Chordata; Actinopteri; Anguilliformes; Congridae. Gene Ontology annotation, biological process: regulation of DNA-templated transcription. The record is from RefSeq and is a predicted model, not a curated record. Gene Ontology annotation, molecular function: protein binding; histone H3K36 methyltransferase activity. The coding region runs from base 864 to 7046 and encodes 2060 amino acids. Gene Ontology annotation, cellular component: nucleus; chromatin.